Penaeus vannamei (Pacific white shrimp) is the source of this 465-nucleotide messenger RNA. NCBI's taxonomy places the organism in Eukaryota, Metazoa, Arthropoda, Malacostraca, Decapoda, Penaeidae. The record is from RefSeq and is a predicted model, not a curated record.
CGAAUACGGCUAGGUCUCCAAAACAUGGCGUCCGAGUUCGGGCGAAUUGUGUGGGAAGGAAGACCAAAAGACACAAAUAAUGGCCACGAAGAGCUUCUGGUUUUUGGAUAUUCGUGCAAAUUGUUUCGUGACAAUGAGAAGGCUCAAUAUGUGGAUAAAGGGGAGCAUUUGAUUCCCUGGAUGGGCGAUAGCAGUCUCAUGGUUGACAGAUAUGAUGUUCGUGGAGCUCUCUAUGACCUCAAAGAAGCUGAAUCAGGGGGAGGAGGAGACCGAUGGGAAGGACUGACUGAAGAGGAGCGGGCAGAAGAAGAGAAAUGUGAUCAGGAAAGAUACCUUGCCCUAUAUCAUGACGAAUUCCAGUACCAAGAGUAUCAAGGUAAGUACAGUCUUAUACACUAUAGAAACUUUUUUAUAUGGCUGAAUGACUUUUUAUGUCAUGAUAAAGUGUGGCUAAGUUUGGGUUGA